Molecule: messenger RNA, 5109 nt
Organism: Polyodon spathula (Mississippi paddlefish)
Lineage: Eukaryota; Metazoa; Chordata; Actinopteri; Acipenseriformes; Polyodontidae
Product: POU domain, class 3, transcription factor 3-B
Exons: 2
Coding region: 275-1615 (446 amino acids)
Biological process (GO): brain development; regulation of transcription by RNA polymerase II
Cellular component (GO): nucleus
Molecular function (GO): DNA-binding transcription factor activity, RNA polymerase II-specific; RNA polymerase II cis-regulatory region sequence-specific DNA binding
Source: RefSeq, a predicted model, not a curated record
UUUUACUGCAGAAUUAAAAUAAAGAUCGAUAGUGGAUUUUUAGUUCUAUAUAUAUAUUUUUUUUUUUUUUUUACAUUUAUAUUUAUAUGUGUAUAUCGAGAGAGAGAGGGAAAGAGAGAAAGAGCACAUUCUGGUGUUACAAGCCAGAAGUCUGUCGGGGACUUUAAAUGGAAGAUUAAUUUAUGUGAAAGAGAAAAGUGUGUACCUAUCUGAAAGAAAAGUUGCAUAAAGAAGAGGGGCAUAAUCAGCGGACAGUCAACACGGGGUUAAAGGAAUGGCCACUGCGGCUUCCAACCCUUACCUGCCAGGCAAUAACAUCCAUACUUCAGGCUCAAUUGUGCACACCGACUCGGGAGGCGGUGGUAUGCAACCUGGCAGUGCUGCUGUUACUUCGGUCUCUGUCGGGUACAGAGGAGAUCCAACAGCUAAGAUGGUUCAGAGCGACUUCAUGCAGGGAGCCAUGGCCGCGAGCAACGGGGGCCAUAUGUUGAGCCAUGCCCAUCAGUGGGUAACAGCCCUGCCCCAUGCCGCCGCUGCCGCAGCUGCAGCCGCAGUAGCAGCGGCUGAAGCCGGAUCGCCUUGGUCAUCCAGCCCCGUGGGGAUGACUGGAAGUCCCCAGCAUCAGCAGCAGCAAGAUAUCAAAAACAAUUCGGGCAGAGACGAUCUGCACACGGGAACUGCACUGCACCACAGGCCCCCUCAUCUUGGUCCGCACCAGGGUCACCCAGGUGCUUGGGGGGCAACGACAGCGGCACACAUCCCGUCUAUAGCCGGGGGACAGCAGCAACAGUCUCUGAUAUACUCCCAGCCCGGAGGAUUCACGGUGAACGGUAUGCUGAGUCCACCGGGGAGCCAAAGCUUGGUGCACCCCGGUUUAGUACGAGGGGACACGCCAGAGCUAGAUCAUGGAAGUCACCAUCACCACCACCAUCAUCAGCAUCAGCACCACCAGCAACACCACGGCGCAGUGAACAGCCACGAUCCCCACUCUGAUGAGGACACACCGACCUCAGAUGACUUGGAGCAGUUUGCGAAACAGUUUAAGCAAAGGCGAAUCAAGCUGGGCUUCACGCAGGCAGACGUCGGCUUGGCUCUGGGUACCCUCUAUGGCAACGUCUUCUCCCAGACCACCAUCUGCAGGUUUGAGGCGCUCCAAUUGAGCUUUAAAAACAUGUGCAAGCUCAAGCCUUUGCUAAACAAAUGGCUCGAAGAAGCAGACUCCACUACCGGGAGUCCGACCAGCAUUGACAAGAUCGCAGCCCAGGGCAGGAAGAGAAAAAAGCGCACCUCCAUCGAAGUCAGCGUUAAGGGGGCGUUGGAGAGCCACUUCUUGAAGUGUCCAAAACCUUCGGCUCAGGAGAUUACUUCUUUAGCGGACAGCCUGCAGUUGGAGAAAGAAGUAGUCAGGGUCUGGUUUUGUAAUCGGAGACAGAAAGAGAAAAGGAUGACACCUCCGGGAGUGCAGCAGACGCCCGACGAUGUGUACUCCCAGGUCGGCAAUGGACAUUUUUUAGUAGAUUACUUAAAAGAUGCACGUUUAACCGGGCCGAAUCAUCCGAGUGACGAGAGGAUGACUGCUACGAGUACGUUCCACCAGGUAAUUUUGGCGCACUAAACAUCACGAGAUAUGAGGUUUAAGAAGUGAGAUCUUUCUUUUUUCCCUAUUCUUUAUUUGUUUUGUUUGAGACAACAAAAGCAGACACAACACUAUAAAAAACAGACUGUAAACGUUAAGGAAGCAAGCUGGGAAAAAAAAAACAAAAAAAGUUGAAUUAUGUGACAAGGACAAGGAAGAAUGCGGAUCCGCGAGCUUCAAGCUUGACGUAAGAAGAGGACUGCAUGGAUAAACAAAUACGAAUGGGGUUGUUAGUGCGAGAACACUUUGUUAGGCGAUUCCCCAAAUUCCUUGAUCUAAAAGAUCGCCCCUUUUGAAGACUAUAUUGUAUUUUAUGGACAUAUCUUAUUAAUGGAUUUUUUUUUUUAAAAGAAAACAAAGACUGAGCAUCUGCAGCUGCACUUAUCUGAAUUUCUUCUCUAAAAUCCGUUGCCAAGUUUGUCUGAAUGGGUGGAUGUUAUUAUUUAAUUCUGCCAUUUCUAAGCAGUGUUUUUGGUAGGUUUUAAUAAACAGACUUUUCAAAGUUGGCAAUAUAGAUUCAUUAGAUCAGUUGCUGAUCUAAAAUAUUUACUUUAUAUUUUCAUCAAAAUGACUUGUUUUCAGAUUUUAUUCAGAAUACCUAUGAGCUGUUACAAACGGUAAUUUAUUUUUCCCCAAAAUCUUGUAUUACGUGUUUUAUUUUUUGUUUUUGUUAUUGUUUUUCAAACGAGCACAAAUAAAAAUGAGCUGAAAAUAUGGACAGUUGUUAGGUAAUAAGGGUAUAUUUUGAUGUGAUAAUUUGAUUGUAAUUUAAUUUGAGUAGUGAUUCCUUAAGAGGUGAUUGAGAAAAUAAAUUUGUUAGAAUGAAAUAAUGUGAUUGUGUGUGGUGCAUAUGGUAGCGCAGGAAAUAUAUAUUUUCACUACAGCAUUCUACUAAAAUGAUAUGAUUUGAGAUUUUAUUGAAAUUCUUAUUAAAAAAUAUACAUGGAAGCUCUGUGUUUGCCAGGCUCUGACAUUUGCUAUGUUUAUUUAUUUUUAAAAUCUUCUCAGUUAGACCAUCUGUUGUAAUUUAUUGAUGGAUUUGCUGAUUAUCUGAGUUUAUAGGCUAUAACAAUGGUUAUUUGACAGUUUAAAUUUACAGCCAAAAUAAACAAUUUUAGACAAAAUAAAUUAUAUAACUACUGCUCACUAUAAACACAACUCUAGUACCAAAACAAAUUGAUAACCUUUAGGUCACAGAUUUUGACUUUGAAAGACUGCUUGUUAAUUUGUGGUAUAGGCUACAGCUACUGUAUAUAGUACUCUGAAAUAAUAAUAGAAAAUAGAUGUGUUUGAGUUUGUCAGUGUGCACAAGUGCGCUCUGUUUAAAGAUGUAUAUUUUUAAAAAAAAAUAAAACAAUUCUUAAUGGUUUAUAAAAAAAAAAUACUACUUUGUUUACCAAUUAGAUGCCAUAAGCUGUUUCAGCUUGUUUACAUUGGCGACACUUUUUUUUUUCUAAUGAUUUUCUUAUAAAAUAUUUGAAGACACUCAAGUUAUAAAAUUAUUAUCAUUAAUUAAAGGGUUGGUGUUAGAUUUUAAAUGGGGCGUGCAAACUGUAUCCUGCUUUUGUUUGUUUGUUUGUUUGUUUUGCAAUAACCGAAAUUGUCAUGACAGAGUAUUCGAUAUAUUCUUGUAUAAAAAAAAAAAAAAAACUAAUAAGAAAAAUGCCUUAGCUUUUGUAAAUCUUAAUAGAGGUAAACAAAAAAAAAAAAAUCAUUUGACACCAUCUACGAGUUUUUUGUUAUUGUGUUAAUAUUUUCGAUGCAUCAAUUGUACAUGUCGUGGAGUUUUCAUUGUAUAUAGGCCGACUGCAAAAAUUGAGACGUAACAAAACAACAAUAUUAAUUUUAGACAUGCCUCCAGUAAUAUAUCAAAACAGAGCACAAAUUCACCUGAUUCUGCAACCGUUUGUUUGCUUAGAAUUUUGAACAUGCCUACGUGCAAUGGUAUAAUUUAUAAAUUGAAUGCAGUUGGAAUAAUUGAAUGUUUGAUUUUAACUCGUUUUGCAAAUAGUUUGUUGAUACGUGUAUAGGCUGCAGCGUUAUUUUGAACAGUGAAUACAGACAGGCCUUUUAUGCUCUCGUGUUACGUUGCUUUUUCAUUGGACUGUGUUGUUUUGGAGUCGCUUACCAGCCCAUGUUUAAGUAUGCUUAUCGCGUACUACAGUUUUAACCAAAGGCGCGUGUAGAGAUUUGAUAGAUACCAGUCAGCAUUUCUUCUUGUGUAUCUCUCUUUUUUUUUUUUGGCAUCAUUGCAUUAGAGGACUGUUUAGUUCUGUUUUUGUACAGGCCUGCAUGUGCCAGCUAAAUGGUAAAAGGCACAUUGUUUGAAUUAUUUUUUCGAUUUUAUUAUUUCGAAUUGUAGCCUACUGUGGGUAAUCGAUACAUUUUCAUUAUUCUUGCCAUGGUAUAAGUUUUUAGGUUACGAAUGCUAUGGACAGGUACCGGUUUUAUGUAAACAACCCCCAGUCUCCGUAGCAGGUCUUUCAAACGUUCCAGAGACGCACUUCUGGAUUUACAGUAGAUUUCUGUCAUGUAAGCAUUGUAAUGAAUGAUUACAAACAAACGUCAAUUUAAAAAAAAAGUAGGGUUUGAACAUGGAAAUAUUUGUUAACAAUUGAUUUUCAGGAAAUAGGUGAUUUACUGGGAUAGUGGUACUUAUCACAUAACAUAUCCAUUCUGUUCCUCUAGACUUUACUUAACCUGUACAUUUAAUAUUAACAUUUCGUUUUGAUUAAAAUAGAACUAUGCUGGCAAUAUAUAGUGCGCUAAAAAAGAAAGAAAAAAGAAAAGAAAACGAAAUCCUAUCCAGAGCACAUAAACCAUUAGUGUGUCGGGUGGUACUGGCAAAGUCUAACAGCAAUUAAUCAAGCUCUUUCAACAGAAUUCAAAACCUAUUGCCCUUCAGCUAUAUGAUUUUACUAUUUUGAUUAGCUAUAUAAGCAAUAUUCGAUUUUCUGAGACAAAGGCCGCUUAACUUUAAUUGAAAUUGCAAUCAGGAAGAUGCCAGCUUUCAGCUAUAGCUAUAGAAUCCCCCUUGCGUUGGCAUCUAUACUGGAAACACACACACACACACACACACACACACACACACACACACACACACACACACACACACACACACACACACACACACACACACACACACACACACACAUAUAUAGGCUACUAUUGCUAAAGUAGGUAGAGUUUCGUGAGAGAAGGGUACAUUGUAAAACGGAGGGGGCUUCUUAAAAUACACUUUAACCCAAAAUAUUGGGAUCUCAUCCUACCAACAGCUGUAUAUCCCACACAUUUUCCUCGUGGUGACUAUUCAGCAAAACCCCAAAUCCCUUCCCAAAGAUUUAAAUUUCGCGGAUGAUUUACCCGACUGUGGUUGCUAAGCAACUAAAUUCAAGCAGUGCUCAAAGAAUAUGCAAGCUUUUUGUAUUCUCAUUAAUAAAAAUGCCAAUCUGACAUAGAGUCUGAUUUUGGAU